CUUUCGACGUUGGACGACUCUCUCAAGUCUGCAAAGUUCGUCGUCCCAGCACCCUCGCGCUCACCUCACUCGAAAUUCACAAGCAUUGCGGAACCAAAAUGCGCUUCCCCGACCUUGAUGACCAUUCUCUGUCCUCAAUCCUAUCGUUCCUUGAUCAACGCGACAGUUUGACUCUCUCUCUGACCUCUUGCAGGAUUCAUUCCCUCGCAAAACGCCAUGCACUGUCAGAGAUAGACAUCAGGACGGCCGCUCAGCUGGAGAGGAUCUGCAGUUACCUCCUCGCUGAUGUGACAAACCGCCUGCACUUCGUGCGGGCUCUCACCGUGUCCAAGGUCGCUUUCGGCAUACGGUACUACGAGGCUGGAGAUUUCUCCGCUGCUCAUAUCCUCGCGGAUGUCCUCGAACGAGCAUCUCCCCUGAAGAUGCUGCGGCUCGACGCAACGGGUGCUCUAUUCGAGGCGGAGCCGCGCGUGGCAUCUGCGAUAUGUCGCUUGGACCAACUGGUGCACGUCGAUCUACGAGGUCUGACCUCCCCUUCAUUCGAAGUCGUGGACCGUCUUUCCUGUGCGCCCCGCCGGCUCAGCCUACACGGUUACGUUGCCACCUUAAGCAAAGACCGUGGCGACUGGACAUCCUUGCUGUCUGCAUCGAUCAUGCGAAGAGUCCGCUCUCUCCGUUUAGUCCGGCUCCGUAUCGGGAAUCCAAGGGACCACUCAGGUGACGAUAACCCUUGCCACACGCCAACGCAAUGGCCAGAGGUCAGGGAUCUACAGAUUGAGCAUACCUUCGUCUCUGUAGCCACUCUCGUCCACACAUUUCCAUUGGCCAGGACGAUACACUUCCAGACUAGAAAAGACAUAAAGGACUGGGAACAAAGGAACCCGGCUGAUUUGCCCCCAUGGUCUCUGACUACCGAAACGGCAUGUUGGCCGUAUCUCGACCGCGUCGACGGAAGCAAUCCGGAUUUCGAGCGUUGGAGGAUAGCGUGCAAAGUACGGUGGCUUAUACUGGACUCCGGGUCCGGAUCCAUGAUCAGCCGCACCGUGACGUUCGUGCAGCAGACACUGUCAAUCCUACAGCGUACUUGGCCUGUCGCCUUUUCCCUGCAUGGCUCCCCUGGCAUGCUGGACGCGACGUUCUGGGGGGAUUUAGUCCGUAGCGCACCCCACAUUCGCUACCUCGAUCUUACGCUGGCAUCCGGUGGCAAGGAGGAGGACAAGAUACCAUGGACAGUGAGUCAGCCAACAUAAUAAUACACACGAAGUUCAUACGUAUCAUACUACAGGGCAUGCGACUCUCAGCACUAUCACAACUACCUUUGGUCGCUCUGCGCCUCUGC
Messenger RNA from Fomitopsis serialis, 1339 nucleotides. RefSeq lists its product as uncharacterized. The transcript has a single exon. Gene Ontology annotation, molecular function: protein binding. Lineage: Eukaryota; Fungi; Basidiomycota; Agaricomycetes; Polyporales; Fomitopsidaceae. Bases 99 to 1250 code for a protein of 383 amino acids. The record is from RefSeq and is a predicted model, not a curated record.